This is a messenger RNA of Cololabis saira (Pacific saury), 4596 nucleotides long. RefSeq names its product major facilitator superfamily domain containing 6a (gene mfsd6a). The coding region runs from base 228 to 2504 and encodes 758 amino acids. Lineage: Eukaryota; Metazoa; Chordata; Actinopteri; Beloniformes; Belonidae. The transcript has 7 exons. The record is from RefSeq and is a predicted model, not a curated record. Gene Ontology annotation, biological process: antigen processing and presentation of exogenous peptide antigen via MHC class I. Gene Ontology annotation, cellular component: plasma membrane.
AGGACAGGUGGGAUCUCCGGUCUGACGGGCUGCUGUUGUUAAUACAAAGAGAAGAGUCCGAGAAACACCCGUAACACGGGGAAACAGACACGGACACCGCACUGUCAUUUAAACUAUGUCUGCUAAAGUAAGAUAACCAGUCUGGCGGCUUUUGUGCGAAACAUGACCGAGAAAUUGAACAGAAACUGCGCAGUCAUAGUUUAAUGGGAGCGGUGACUUGAGCAGAUAUGGCCGCCGACGACAAGGUUGCCAUCCUGACGGAGGACGAGGAGGAGCAGAAGAGGAGGUAUGUGCUGGCCGAGCCGUUCAACACCCUGUCCCUGGACCAGCGCCCCGGCGGGCCGGCGCCGCCCGCCCCGGUGCCGGCGGCCCAGCAGCCGGCGGCCCUGCAGCCCGCCGCCGUCGACUGCUGCGAGAGGAUGUGCCUCCGCAUCAACAGCCACCUGCUCAUCUCCAAAGUCUUCUACUUCUUCUUCUACGCGGCGUACGGCUCGCUGCACCCGCUGCUGGCGCUGUACUACAAGCAGCUGGGCAUGUCGGCCAGCCGCAGCGGGCUGCUGGUGGGGAUCCGCUACUUCAUCGAGUUUUGCAGCGCCCCCUUCUGGGGCAUCGUGGCCGACCGCUUCCGGAAGGGGAAGGCCGUGCUGCUGUUCUCCGUCCUCUGCUGGCUACUCUUCAACUCCGGCAUCGGCUUCGUCAAGCCCGCCGAGAUGACGUGUGAGGUGGUGGGCGCUUCCACCACAACAACGACGGCCCGGCCCCUGGGGAACGUCACCCAGCAGAGCAACUCCACCAACCGCUCCAGGGGCCGCCGGAGCUCCCCGGAGCCGCCCGAGCUUCCCAGAGUCCCGCUCUUCUCCGUCAGCGCCAACGCCACGUCGCCCUCCCCCAACUCCUCCACCAGGCUCAGGCCGAACUCCACGGCACAGACCGGCAGCGCCGCCACCCCCUCGCCGGCUCCCACCCCCGCCAAGGAGCACCAGAUCGUCCACAACCAGGACCAGGUGGAGAAGAUCUUCCUGCUCAUCCUGCUGGUCAUCAUCGUGGGAGAGUUCUUCAGCGCGCCCGCCGCCACCAUCGUGGACACCGUCACGCUGCAGUACCUGGGAAAGGCCCGCGACCGCUACGGCCUGCAGAGGAUGUGGGGCUCGCUGGGCUGGGGGCUGGCCAUGCUGCUGGUGGGCAUCUGGAUCGACCACACGCACAUCCGCGCCCCGGUCCAGGGCGACGGCUGCGUCCUGCCCGACUUCCACAACUACCAGAUCGCCUUCAUCGUCUUCGGCGUGCUGAUGGGCGUGGCCUUCAUCGUGGCCACGCAGUUUUACUUCGAGAAGGGCGGAGACUACCAGCAGGAGCUGGAGGGGUCGGAGGGGUCGGUGGGCCCUCCAGGCCCUCCGGCGCCGCCCUCGGACCAGACUCCCGCCAGCGCCGACCCCGGCCCCGGCCAGGACUUCCACUACGGCGACCUGCUGCGGCUGCUGUGCACGCUGCGCUACAGCUCCGUGCUCUUCGUGGCCUGGUUCAUGGGCUUCGGCUACGGCUUCGUUUUCAGCUUCCUGUACUGGCACCUGCAGGACCUGAAGGGGACGCCCACGCUGUUCGGGGUCUGCUCCGUCGUCAGCCACGUCUCCGAGCUCGCCGCCUAUUUCACCAGCCACAAGUUCAUCGAGCUGGUGGGACACGUCAGAGUGCUGUACAUCGGCCUGGCCUGCAACACCGCCCGUUACCUGUACAUCUCCUACCUGGAGAACGCCUGGGUCGUCCUCCCCAUGGAGGUCCUUCAAGGCGUCACCCACGCCUCGGUCUGGGCCGCCUGCAUCUCCUUCCUGAGUGCGGCCGUGCCGCCGGCGCUGCGGACAUCGGCGCAGGGAAUCCUGCAGGGCCUGCACCUGGGGCUGGGCCGCGGCUGCGGGGCCAUGGUGGGGGGAGUGUUCGUCAGCUACUUCGGCGCGGCAGCAACGUUCAGGGGAAUCGGCAUGGCCUCCCUCGUCAUCCUCCUCAUCUUCUCCUUCAUCCAGUGUCUGAGUGGACACAGUGAAGACAAAGAGGACGGGAUCCUGGCGGAGAACAUCCCGGUUCCCUCCAGCCCGGUUCCCAUUGCCACCAUCGACCUGGUGCAGAGCCACAGCGCCGCCGGCCCGGCCCCGGCCCCGGCCGUGCUACCCGUCAGGAAGACCAAGCACCAGGAGGACCAGGAGGACGUAACCAAGCCGGCGUGGGUUCUGUCCGGCGCCCCCUGGGUCAGCCUGGCCUUUGCGGUGGUGCAGAUCCGGGAGCUGAUGGCCAUGAAGAAGAGAGGCGGGCCGCCGGCAGAGAACCAGCCCCUGCAGGUGACCGAUGAGCGGGCACCGGCGGAGUACAACUCGGUGGCGCAGCGUUGCCCAGGCCGAAGCGACGGCCGAAGCGACGACCGAAGUGACGACCGGCGGGCGUCUCCUACGGAAACAGAGCCAGGCACCGCCCAGCUCGCCGCCACGGGCUCGGACGGAGACCCCCCCUCCUGAGACGGGGGAGGGGCUCCAGAGCUGACCACGCCCCCCUGGAGACCAGGACACACCUGAACCGGAGUCAGUGUUGAAGCAGCUGCACCACUUAAACUCGUAUUUAUACUUUACUGUAAUUAAUGUCUAUGUGAAAUAAUCAGACGUAUCAGCUAACGAGGUCUUGAGGAUUAAAUUAUUCCGGUUUAGUUUUAGUGGAGCUCCGACCUGAGGUGGACGAGGCCCUGGAGGUGAGCGAAUGCAGCUCUGACCUCAACGGGGUCCAGAUACGUCCCUCCACUUGAUUAGCCUGAGAUGUGUUGAUUUGACCCAACAGAGACGGUUAAAUCCACAGCACUUAUUUGAGUAAACGAAGUGUCUUUCUUGUUAAAAAACUAUAUUUUUUGAGGCUUUUCUAAAUUGUUCAGCUGAGUUUUAACUCGCAGGCUCCCCGCAGUUUUUACUUUUUACGACUAAAACUGAUGUGGAUCCGUGAAGUUCCCGAACUUUACCCUUGAACAUUCCUGGAUACCCCGCCGCUGCAGAGACGCCGCCCCGGCUCAGGUUUAUUCAGCAGGUUGAUGCUGUUACUACUUUAACAUCCUGAAACAGCAGCCGUGGCCGGGCCGUCGUCCCGCUCCAGCCGUGGUUGAGAGCCAGGAGGAGCUUUGACAGAAAAGACUCAAAGACUUGAAACGAGGGAACGGGACUCUGUUUUGUGUUCUUGAAGACUUUGGAGGCGUCCAUCGGGAAGGUGUCGUCAGGUUUCUGAGAUAAGUGAAUGGUUGAAGGCGCCGGGUGCGUGUUGAUGGUGAAACCCGAGUCUCUCUGUACUCUGUUUAAUGUUGGUUGUUCACAUUUCCCCCUCCAGUUGUCUUUUCUGUCCAAAAUAAGUUUAUUGUCCUCCAAAGGGGGUCCCUGAUAUCUUUUGAGGAUAAUAAGUUAGUUUCAAGCCUUUUAGAGCAUCAGCUGUCCAGAAGUCAAGUUGGUUCUGCGGUGAGACAACUGUUAAAGCUGGACCAACAAGUAAGACCGGGGUCUAAAAACACAGGGCACGAAAGCCGUAUUUAAAGGUAGGGUAAGUGAUUUCUGGGUGGCAUCUCUCCUGUGGAAAACAUGCCACACCAUGAACUUUGCUCCGCAUCCCCUCCCACCUCCCACUGUCUGUGAUUGGCUGGUUUUGGGGGGCGUGGUCUCAUCUGUUACCUGGGUUUCCUGUGGUUUGCUCCUGAGCUCAGCAGCUAGUUGACUGAAUGUGAGGAAAAAUGUUCUGGGCUAGAAAUCCAAAAAAAAUCACUUACCCUGCCUUUAAAGACAACACAGAAAAGACAGAAGUGUCUCCGAUGUCUCUGCUCGGACGUCCAACAACAAAGUUUAACCCGGAGACAUGAUGACCGUCGCCAUGGCAACCCUAGGGGCUCAGCCUGGAACAACGUUGUGUUUUAUAACAGAAUCAUGGUGAUUUAGCAAAUUCAGCUGAAAUAUAACGGUGGGAGGCAGAUUACAACAAAGACAAGCGGAUCGUCUUUGUCCAAACAGAAAUGGUGAGGAGAACUUCCCUUAAAAGUUCAUAUUUUGUGUAAGUUGGGGGGUUUGAUGGUGGUUUUCUAUCAAAAUGACCUUUUUAUAUUCAUGAUGAAGUGAUGAAGUUCGCUGCAGAAUAACAGCUCAGAGGAUCACAUGAUCAACCUAAAGAUGUCACAUCUCCCGGCCCUUUGUUUCAGAUCCAGCACUUCUCAAGAGCGGAGGAUGAUCUACUGACGGAGGCUGCGUUUCUUUCUGCACGUCUGGAUGUGGAGACGAGACAAAGAAGUGCCUCUUUAAGCUCUUAAGCUCCAAGUUGUGAGCAGCAAAGACCCUUUACUGCACCUCCCUCCUACGGAGAUGUGCUGUCUGCAACGCAGCCUCCCGCCAGUGGUUACACACACACACACACACACACACACACACACACACACACACACACACACACACACACACACACACACACACACACGGAGCCUCGUCUUUGAUUUUCAUGCCAAAUAAUUCCAACGUUCAGUGUUUUUAUGUCGUCUGACGAUGAACUGUUUAUUGUCUUGCUGUGCAGACGAUUAAAAGACAUUUGAGAAAAAAA